AUGGCUUCUUUGCCACAGAACAUCCGUGGUUCAGCGUCCCAAUUGUUCUUCCAGGAUAAACAAACAUCCCAGUACGCAGCUCAACUGGCAAUCUCGAAGCUGGCCCACCCGGAUCGAGCUAUCUUGGCCACCUUUGUGGAAGAUGCUGCCGAUCCUGAGGUAGCUGCGAAAUAUCUCCUUCGCGAAAUAUCCCCAGAGGACAGCUCAACAGAGCAGCCCCUAGUAACCUUGGACGAAUUCCUUUCAAGAUGGAAGACACUCGUCGAAAAGUUUCGUCCCGUACAGGCAGUUGAGCUCUCCAGCGAUACCAAACUGACCAUAUUCAAUCGUGAUGGAGGCUGCUGUUGUGUCACAGAUAUAGCCUUCAAAUCACCUUCAGAUCCGAAUCUUGUUUUUAUACACAUCGUUCCUCCCUCCGUGUUCACGGAUCCCAGUUUGUCAGAAGGCGCGCAUAUUCGCAUAUCAUGCGAUUGUAGCUAA
Uncinocarpus reesii 1704 is the source of this 480-nucleotide messenger RNA. RefSeq lists its product as uncharacterized. Lineage: Eukaryota; Fungi; Ascomycota; Eurotiomycetes; Onygenales; Onygenaceae. The transcript is spliced from 2 exons. The record is from RefSeq and is a predicted model, not a curated record. Bases 1 to 480 code for a protein of 159 amino acids.